Molecule: messenger RNA, 1719 nt
Organism: Aspergillus puulaauensis
Lineage: Eukaryota; Fungi; Ascomycota; Eurotiomycetes; Eurotiales; Aspergillaceae
Product: flavin-containing monooxygenase
Exons: 2
Coding region: 1-1719 (572 amino acids)
Molecular function (GO): oxidoreductase activity
Source: RefSeq, a predicted model, not a curated record
AUGACAAGAGAAAUCAGCGGCCAGCGUCGUCUUCACCGUGCCAGCAGCCGCAACGGCACGAACGGGACACAUGAGGCCAUGGUGAGCGACUCCACUCCAUCUGCGCCGGGAGUUGAGACAUUAGACGUGCUGAUUAUUGGCGCUGGGUUUGCUGGGGUGUACUUGCUCUACCAACUCAGAAGACGGGGCUUCACGGUGCGAGCGGUGGAGAUGGGCUCUGACCUGGGUGGCGUUUGGCAUUCCAACAGAUAUCCAGGUGCCAGAGUUGACACGCAGUAUCCUGUCUACUGCUACUCUCUUCCAGAAGUCUGGGAAGACUGGACUUGGACAUGUGAAUAUCCGGACCAGGCCGAGCUGCAGAGGUAUUUCCACCACGUUGACUCUAAACUGGGUAUCAGCAAGGACGUAUAUUUCAACACCAAGGCAACAGGGGCCAGGUUCGACGAGGGCACAGACACUUGGACGGUCAGCUCGGCCACGGGGAGAACAUUCCAAUCACGAUACUUGAUUGCAUCCACGGGGUUCGCUGCAAAGCGCUAUAUCCCCGAAUAUAGCGGCCGUGACUCCUUCAAGGGGAUAAUGCACCAUAGUUCGUUUUGGCCACCCGAGCCAGUGAACGUGAAGGGCCGGCGCGUUGGAGUCUUGGGGUCCGGUGCUACUGGCAUCCAAAUUACUCAAGAGUGGGCCGACGAGGUUGGUGAAACGGGCAGUGUUAAAAUGUUCCAGCGGACACCGAACCUCUGCUGUCCCAUGGAGCAGAAGGCCUUGACACUUGAGGAGCAGGCAGCCCAUAAAGUCAAGUACCCAGAGUGGUUUGAGCGCAGAUGGCAUACUUUCGGUGGAUUCCUGUAUGAACCGAGGAAUUCUGCUUCAUCUGACCAUCCACCUGAGGAGCGCCAGGCUCUGUACGAGGAACUGUGGAGCAUGGGGGGGUUUCGCUUUUACAUGAACAACUAUAACGACAUCUCACGGGAUCUCGACGCCAACCGAGAGGCCUACAAUUUCUGGCGUGAUAAGAUUCGAGCCCGCGUCAAGGACAAGGCAAAGGCAGACAUACUGGCGCCUAUGGAGCCACCGCACCCUUUCGGGGCCAAGCGCGUCGCCUUGGAGCAGGGGCUGUACGAGAAGUUCAAUCGCCCAAAUGUCGAUGUCGUGGAUAUCAAAGCACACCCAAUCAUUGGGUUCGAGCCCGAGGGGAUUCGCACCGCAGAUGGCACCGUCCAUGAGCUGGACGUUCUGGCCGUUGCAACAGGAUUCGACUCGUUGACCGGCGGAAUCAAGAACAUCGCGAUCCACGGUCUCGGUGGGAAGGCCCUGGUGGACAAGUGGGCUGAGGGAACCCAUACGUACCUUGGAAUGGCAACAUCGGGAUUCCCAAACUUCUUCUUUACAUAUGGGCCGCAAGCCCCGUCCGCGUUCAGCAACGGGGCCGCGUGUAUUGAACUCCAAGGGGACUGGAUCGUCAAGGCUCUUGUUGACAUGCGACUCCAAGGUCACCAGAGAAUCGAUGCCGACGGCGCUGCAGAGAUCGAAUGGAAGGUUGAAAUCAACCAACUCAGUGCGAAAACCCUACGCCACUACACGGAUUCCUGGUACAACGGUGCAAAUAUCCCGGGCAAACCGAAGGAGCCCCUCAACUACUCCGGUGGGCUUUUGAAGUAUCGGGAAACACUCCGCACGGUGCGAGAGCAGAACUACAGGGGAUUUACGUUGGAAUAA